GGGAUGGACGUCACUUCUCCCCGCCUAACCUUUAAACCUGACGCUCCCCAUCUGAUCGCACAUCCACACGACCAACCAUGAAGGAGGCAGUACUGUUCAUGCACCAUGUCGACAAAGACCCUCAAGAAGCCAAGCGAAUUGCACAGGACACUGCAAAACGUAUCGAGAGCCGGGAAUUCAAGCUACUCGAGGUAGUACAGUCGCUCGGGGAAUACCUUACGGAUGACGAUACCACCGUUCGUGCGAAAGCGAUCGGAUAUCUUGCGGCAGUACUCGGCGAGCUGAGCCCGAAAUCUCUCUCGAGGCAACACCUUCCGGUCAUCACACAGUUCCUAUGCGAUCGCCUCGAAGAUGAGACGGGUUUGAAGGAGGUCGCAUCUGGCCUGGCGUCGUUGACAAAGAUGCACCACUUUGAUAGCGACCAGGCCACUAAGGUGGCUACCGCGCUGAUCACCGUUGACCUGCCAAAGCAUCCGCCUACGACUCGCUUCAUGGUGCUUACACUUGUGGAUGCGUUGAUGUCGGGAUACCGGGACUCGUUGAAGGCUAUGGGGGACAAGUUUGUUACCGGUCUAGCCGACAUGAUCGGUGGUGAAAAGGACCCGAGGAAUCUGAUGAUCGUGUUUUCGGUGAUGAAGGUGGUGCUGGUAGAGUUUGACAUUGUGCGACAUACAGAGUUGAUGUUCGACGUCGUAUAUUGCUAUUUCCCCAUCACUUUCCGGCCUCCUCCGGACGAUCCUUACAAGAUCACCGCGAACGAUCUGAAGGUCAGAUUACGAGAGUGCAUCGCUUCGACACAUUACUUCGCCGGGCAAGUUUUCCCGGCGUUGAUAGAAAAGCUCGACUCGACAUCACUGAACGUCAAGCUUGAUGUACUGCAAACAAUGACGGCAUGUGCUCUUUCCUACGGCCCCACGACAAUAUCUGCGCAAAGCUCUCAGCUAUGGGACGCCGUCAAAUUCGAGAUACUCAAUUCCGCAGCGGAUGAUGAAAUGGCCAACGCAGCGCUGGAUGUAUUGAAGGCGGUUGCGUCGUCCCUAUCUACGGGAUUGACGAUCUCGCCGCCUCCAACCGUCCCACUUGCACGUUACUUGAAAUCCAUCAUUAAGGAAUGCCUUGAGCUUCUCAAGGAGCCGCAACAAAAGCAAGCGAAACCGGCGGGGCAGAUCCUUGCAGCCGUGGCAACUGCCAGUGCUCCUGCGCAUGCCUUCGUGAUUCAGAGCACUCUGCCGGCACUGCUACUCAUCUACUCGGAUGCGGGCGCAAUCGCCAAACAGAGAGCUCUGAUGCAGUGCUUGAACCGAUUCUUCGAUUCUUCAGUGGCGAUUUACGGAGCUUGGACCGAUGCCAUACCAUCGCCAGCCAUCGAGAACCCACUGGAUCUUCACAAAGAAAAACUUUUCCAGAUCUACUCGCAAGCACUGAUGGGAAGCAACAAGGAUGAAAAAAGCUUCCGUCAGACGGCCAUGAGGGGCCUGGGGAAACUAUGCAACAUCCGGCAGUUUUUGGAAGACAGCGAGAUCGGAAUGGUCGUACAGUACCUCGACGAAAUUGCACUCGACCAGACAGAGAAGGAGGAUAUCCGUGACGAAGCAUUGCAGAACCUCAGGACGAUAUCAAAGUUCAAGAGCGCAUUGAUCAUGCAAAUCACAUUCCCGGCAUUCAUGGCUCGGUUGCCUGACUCGGAGGAAGAAAGCAGGGAGGACAAUAAGCCAUAUGUUGGAACACUGGAGGCGCUGGCGAAGCUUAGUUUUGAGAGGCCUGUUUUCGAGGUGCUCUUGACACGGCUGCUUAACAAGCUCGAGAUUGUUCUUCACAGCGGAUCGGGCCCAGAAUAUCCUCGUGCUAUACUGUCUACACUCCUGUAUGUGCUCCAGCAGAAGCCUCAGAGCGCACUGGAGGACACGAAUGUGUACUACAAUCGCCUUAUACCUCCUCUCUUGACGAAGACCCUUGUUUCCCUAGUGGCAGGGGGUAACGGUGAUUCGGCAGUUUUGGCGGACGAUGGUGUGCUCGACAUCACAGGCCGGCUUGUACGGAUCAUCACCCGGGAUCUGGACACCCAGCAACAGACCAUGAUUGUCAAUAAUAUCUUGGAGCUCUUCGUGAACCACAACCCCAGCGAUAUCAUAACCGAGAAGGCCGACAUAGUCGCCAACAACUUCCGGCCCAUGCUCAAGGAUGCAGACAAGCAAGUCGCCGGCUCCAUGGUGAUUUUUGCAAGUGUUCUUGCCGCUGUACCCAGAGACAUUCCCUUGCCCGUCGAAAGCCUUGUUGGUCUCCUCCGGCAGACUGUAGAGCUCGCUCAAGCUCCAAAGUCUGCCGCGCACAGGCUGGCAUUAUUAAGGAUCAUCGGCUUGCUAGUAAACAAAUGGGUCAAGGACCCCGCCGACUCCGCGCAAGUGAAGGAAAUCACCGAGAACCUUCUAUCAUCCAUCACCUCUACAUCCUCCCCCCUCUCCGAAGAAAUUCGAGGCGAAACUCUCCGCAUCGUUUUCUGGCUCGCCAAAGCCCUUCUUCUCCGCGCCGACAAGUUCGGAAUGGACGUGACACUCUCGUUGGUCGACAUACUCGCGCACCCAACGUUCGGCGCCAUUGCUGCUAGAGGCUUUGCGGUUCUCCUCAGCGAGGACGAGCUGCUGAACAAGGAAAACCAUGCGGUAGUGCGCAUGCUCUACAAGCAGCGGACGUUCGCCACAUGCGUGCCAAAGCUCGUUGACGGCUUCAAAUAUGCCGACUCCAGCAUAAAACCCAACAUUCUCCUCGCCCUCUCUUCGAUCCUCCGCUCAGUCCCCUCUCCCAUCAUCACCCCAUCCCUGCCCUCGCUCCUUCCGCUCCUUCUCCAAUCCAUCGAGCUUCCCGACGCCUCCAUCAAGCUGGCGACCAUUGACACCUUGCAAAUCACCAUUUCCGAGAGCGCAGACGUGCUGCAGGAGCACGUUUCCAGCGUCAUUACGCGGCUGCUCACGGCUGGAGGUCCGCCUGCCGUGCGGAUCAAGUCUCUGCGGUGCCUUAAAUCGUUUCCCGGGGCUAUGAGGAACGAGCUGCUCCUGCCGUACAGGAGGAAGGUGUUGAGAGAAUUGGUCAAGUUCCUGGAUGAUAAGAAGAGAGAUGUUAGGAAGGAGGCCGUCGAUUGUAGGGUCAAGUGGUGGGCGCUGGGUGAGGCGGAGGAUUGAGCCUUGAGGGGUGGGAUAAACGGUGAUAGACGGUGAUAGACUGGCAAUGUGAAUAGACAGAGUGCGAGCAAGUGUUUUCCAAUGUGUUGUGCUCCUAUCGCUCGGUCCCUAUGGCUAGUAUAUCGCGUAUACUACAAGCCGUAUGACUGG
Molecule: messenger RNA, 3326 nt
Organism: Tricharina praecox
Lineage: Eukaryota; Fungi; Ascomycota; Pezizomycetes; Pezizales; Pyronemataceae
Product: RNAPII transcription regulator C-terminal-domain-containing protein
Exons: 5
Coding region: 78-3176 (1032 amino acids)
Biological process (GO): iron-sulfur cluster assembly
Cellular component (GO): cytosolic [4Fe-4S] assembly targeting complex
Source: RefSeq, a predicted model, not a curated record